CCUGCUGAUAGAGAUUUGAACUAUUUGAUGAAGUAAAGUACUCAUCUCGGACGGUUCUUCUUUUUCAUCUUCACGUUCUUGAAGCCGUCUUUCUUGAAAGAGUUGCAAGAUGCCGAUGUUUUGCGCAAAGUUUUUCGGUCGGUUCAAGGACGAGCAUGCGGAUUCUGGGAACGAAUCGGACGAAGACAAGACCGCGAAGAAGAAGCCGGCAAAAAAGGCCACAGAGAAGAAGAAGGGAGGUGCCUCCACCAUUGCGCUGGCACCGUACAUGGCACCCUUGCGGGUGCAGGUGACCAGGGAUGGCAACACGGUAAAGAAGAUCAUCGCCUGGCGGUCAAGAGUCAUAGCUUUUCUCACUUCUCGAAGGAUGUCAUGCGUUUGUCCCGUUUUUUUAACACUUGAGACUUUCGUUUUGGUGGACCCGUGGUUCGUUGUUUUUGCCUACGACUAGCUCUAGCACGACUAGUACGACUCAUGUUUUCCCACAGGUAACUCAAGAAUUGCUCCGCAUCCGCGCGGAGAACAAGAAAAAAGACUUCAGCAGCGACAUGGUGGAGGCCAUUUCCGAGCUCCCCAAGGUGCACACCAUUGAGAUCACGAAAUGCGGGGUGAAUACCCUUCCCAAGCGGCUCACCGAGAUGUAUGACCUGCGGAUUGUGAAAAUAAGCGGCCAUGCGUUGAAAACAGUGGACAUGCGGCUUGGCCAGGUGGAGUACUUGGAGGAGCUCCAUCUCGAUAAUGGGUUAAUCAAGGCCAUCGAGCCGAGGACUUUUGCCGCGGAACGGUUUGCCAACCUUUCUGUGUUGAACUUGAAGGGAAAUCAACUGGUUUUCCUCCCCCAGGACUUCGCGUUUUACACGAGCAAAUUGGAGUAUCUGGACCUGUCAGAGAACAAACUGGUGCAGCUGCCGGAAAGUUUGUUUCUCGGAAAGUGCAAACUCGUGCUGCAAGUUCUUCUGCUGGAUCACAACAACCUCCAAACGCUCCCAGAGUCGAUCGAGAACGCCAAGCAGCUGCGAAAACUGUUUCUCUCCUUCAACAAUUUGACGUCGUUGCCCUCCGGACUGGGCGGGUGUGUCCAGUUGGAGAAACUUCGGUUGGUGCAGAACCAGCUGGAGAAGCUCCCGUUUUCGAUCUUGAAGAUCAAGGACAACCUGAACGAAGUUUUGGUCGACCGGAACCCGUUGAAAAUGCCGAGUUUGACGUCCUUCAAGAUGGGCGGGCUCACCAUGGCAUGGCGCUUGCUGGCGGAAGAGCAAGAAAAUGUCGAGAAGGCGAAGAAAAAGCAGAAACAGGAGGAGGAGAUGGCGGCAAUUGGCUUAACCUUUGGCGAUGACGGAGACCAACAGGAUUCCGGCGGAGGCAUGAAAAACGCGAUAAAGGACGCGACCGCCGCAGCUGCUGACCCGGCCACCGCGGGAGCAAGCUCAUCAGGUAGCAAGGAAAACGCAGGAGCAACGACGGCAAGCAGCAAGGAAGGUGGAUCAGCUUCGGCCAGCGGUGGAGGUGCACCAGGUCCAUCCGGAGGAGCGGCUGCAGAACCUUCUACCUCGAAGGUAACAACCUCGCCCUCGUCCACCAAGCAUCAUCCAAAGGCGAAGUCUAACUCCAUUACGGACCGCUACUACUUUCUCGGCGUCGAGGAUCGCGUUGCGGAAAUCCGGCAGAUGGAAAACACCUUGCUUCUGCAGAAGAAAAAGGCCGGCAUCGACAUCGUGCAGAAGGAAGCCAAGCAAAGACUGGAGGACCCUGCGUCGAAAGACAACCUCUCCGAGGAGGAACGCGAGCACCUCAUGUUCCUCUCCACCUGCGACGUUUCGACGUACACGGAAAAAAUCGCCGUCGCGGAAGUGGAUCUCUACCUGUACCUCCUCGUAUACGCGACGAAGCCGCUCUACUCCACCUGCCCAAUCCUUUUCGACCGGUUUGACACCGGCGACACUGGGUACCUAUCCGAGCCGGAGUUCCGGAACUUCGUCGUGAAAAUCCCCAUCACGUUGCCUGACCACAUCGAGAAGCAAAUGUGGAACAUUUUCCGCCAGGGCGGCAACACGGUCAAGCUCGAGGUUUUCAUCGCGGUGUAUCACUUGCACGAGUUGCAGGAGAAAGACCCGCAGAUCAGCAGGAUAACGCAGUUGAUGGACCUCGAUUACUACGACAUGGACGUGGCGGAGAUGGAGCGCAGACUGUCCGCGAAGUCGUCCGGUGAUGCGGCGCCCACUCUCGAUUUCAACGCGGCCGCGGGGUCGGGCGAGUCCGUCGCGAUGCACAAGGACGAGGGUGAGGGCGGACACUUGAAAACCGGGAAAAAGAAUGACAAAACGGACGACCAGCUGCUGCAGAACGCCUCGAACCAGAAAGCGAGGCAGUUGUCGGACAUUCCGGUCUUUUUGGACGCGACCCAAUACCUGUCGAAGCAACUGGCCAAGGAAGACGGGGAGUCCGACGACGACUUGUCGGAAGUGGAACUGCAUUCGGACGACCUGAGCGACGGCAACGAGGACUUCAGCAGCGACGAAUCGUUUGAUGCUUUGGACCAUUUGAGCACCUUGGAGGUGGUGAACGACGAGGACGUCGAAAACAACGCUGGGUCAGGCGGUGGUGGUCCUGUACCUUCCGCUGCUCCAAAACCGCCUGUAAUCGACGACGACGACGAGCACUUUCAGGUUUCCAGUGAGCUGGACCUUGCGAAGAUGAUGUCGAUGGCGAUCGAGCAGGUUUUGCCCGCGAAGUACUUGACGACGGUGGAGAAGCACCGACAAACCAACUUCGGCGCAGGAGCUGCGAGUGGGCCAAGCAGUCCGACGGGCGGUGGCACGGGCGGCGCAGCAGGUGGGGGCAAAGGACACGGCGCGGAUGAUGCCAAAGCUGCAGCGGAAAAGAAGAAGAAACAGCAAAACGCGGGAGGAGCAGGCGGCGCGGCACGCAAGCGGCGAAAGAAAAAAAGAAAAUCGCAACUCGACGCUGACGGUUUGACCGGGCCCAUGGAUCGGAGGUUUCGCACGGAUGUGCUGCAGGUCCGGAAGAGCUUGCGAAAGGUGUACCGAAAUCUGCCGCAGGAGUCGUUCGAACGGGCGGUCAACUACAUUUUGAAGUCGUUGAGGUACAUGAAAUCCGAGAAAACUGAAACCGCGACCUACUGGUAAGCUUGUACACAAUGUUGAUGUUCGUCAUGAGUCUCUCACCAGACGCACACUCACAUGAAUCUCUCCAUAGCUAUUGUUCUGGUUCUGCCUCGACCAGGUACUAGAGAUGAGAGGCGAAAAGAGCAGGAGUCAACAAAUCUUUGUGAAUUUUUCUUCGCGGCAACACACUACAACUUAAGCUUCAUUUUCUCUUUCUGUUUGGAAUGAAAUAAUCAUAUUAAACUACCAGGCACGCAUUUGACCCUACCUUCAAGAACUCGCUGGGUAGCAACGUUUACUGCGUGCAAUUGCUAGAGGCAAUGGGCUUCCUCCGACUGAUGAACAUGUACUGGGUGUGGCCAUGCAUCCAUCUCGCUGCAUGUGGACCCACCUCUUGGCUAUGAUAAAGCAAACACCUCCCAGUGGCCGCUGCUGUUCUAGCCAGCACGUCGUGCCGCAUUCCUGAAUCUGACAGAUGGAGCUGUUGCUUCUGCGCAUGAUAGUUCCAACGUACUACACAAGCACCAGAUGAGUUGAUGUAUAGAGUUAGUCGAUCGCCGAAGACAUUGAUUUAUCUGUCUCUGUGGUCAUGGAUACGGAGUGAGGGCCUAUUCUGGCUGACGCAUGAUCGGCCGCCGCGUGUUUGCGUUUUCAUAUCAGGGGAAGCGUUCUGUUCCGAGCAGAUGCUCCGGGACGCACAAGGAGCGUCUUGACGACAUGAUAUUACUGUUUACGCACCUGCGGCAAGAUAUGGCGAAGAACGGCGUGAAUUUCGACGGGUUCUUCAAGUGAAAGUGAAAGGUGUAGUUUGUUGUGGUGCACAAUUAUGCUUCUGCUGGUGCCCUCGAGGACAGGCUUUGAGUUUGAUAGGGUGUUGUUCGCUGCAGAACACAAAGAUACACACAUUUGAUACACAUGUUUCCUCUCUUUUUACUUUGUUUUCGCAUUCCAAAUCCAAACCAACCGACAAAACAGAGACACGAAUGGCUAUAUUUUUCAACGUUUCCAAUUUUUGGUCGAUGCAGUUUUUGGUUGAGACAAAAAA
Messenger RNA from Amoebophrya sp. A120, 4170 nucleotides. The record is from the annotation of a GenBank genome assembly. NCBI's taxonomy places the organism in Eukaryota, Dinophyceae, Syndiniales, Amoebophryaceae.